Molecule: messenger RNA, 3676 nt
Organism: Sinocyclocheilus anshuiensis
Lineage: Eukaryota; Metazoa; Chordata; Actinopteri; Cypriniformes; Cyprinidae
Product: potassium voltage-gated channel subfamily H member 2-like
Exons: 15
Coding region: 240-3596 (1118 amino acids)
Biological process (GO): regulation of ventricular cardiac muscle cell membrane repolarization; regulation of heart rate by cardiac conduction; potassium ion transmembrane transport
Cellular component (GO): plasma membrane
Molecular function (GO): inward rectifier potassium channel activity
Source: RefSeq, a predicted model, not a curated record
UUAUUCAGACACAUGAUUUACUGAGCGCGGGGAUGUGCGCACUGACAGAUUCUAUGCGUAAUUACUGUGAGACUUUAAGGAGGCGCGCGCUCGUGUUGCUUUUACGUCGAUGAGGUGUAAACGUAAAGCUUGUGUGCAUGAGUGAGACCUGGCGGCGCAGUCAAUAUAUCUCUCUGAAUAAAGAUAAACACAAGAUUAGGAGGAACUUGCAGAACUUUUUGCCCUACUAAAGUAGGACAAUGCCUGUUCGACGGGGACACGUUGCGCCUCAGAACACCUUCCUGGACACCAUCAUUCGCAAAUUCGACGGUCAAAAUCGCAAAUUCAUCAUCGCCAAUGCUCGAGUUGAAAACUGCGCCAUCAUCUUCUGCAAUAAUGGAUUUUGCGGCAUGUGCGGCUACACGCGUGCAGAGGUCAUGCAGAAGCCGUGUACCUGCAGCUUUCUGUAUGGACCGCAUACUGGACGACCUGCCAUGGCCCAGAUGGCCAAAGCCUUACUGGGCUCUGAAGAAAAAAAAGUGGAGAUCUCCCUAUACAGGAAAGAUGGUGUGUGUUUGCCGUGCUUUGUGGAUGUGGUUCCAGUUAAGAAUGAGGAUGGUUUAGUCAUCAUGUUCAUCCUGAACUUUGAGCUGGCAGAUCAACAGGACAGCUCCCUCAACAGCUCACCGGACAGAGACAUCAACCCAAAACACACCAUCCCAUGGCUCUCUAAAGCAAGAAGACACCGUCUGAGGUUGCCUCUGCCUUUGCUGCGUUCCCUGAGUGGCAGUAAACAGUCUCUGCAUGAAGAUGCUGAAAAAGGCUACGUGCAGCCGAUGCCCCAUAUGGGCCAUGAGUCAGUAGCCCUGGACAAACUGCUCUCCCUGCCUGAGCGUUCUGCAUUCGGAGGAUCUCAGCUGUUUAUGUGGGAAGAUAAGGCUCAAAAUGAGCCUGAAAGUGAGCCACAGCCAUCAGAAGUGUCCCCUCCCCUGCCUCAGGGCUUCUCUCAGUCCUCCCCUCGUCUGCACAACCUCACCUCAGAGGCAUCUCCGUCCAGCUGCAGCAUGGCACACAGCCACUCCUGCGAGAGCCUGUGUGGCAUGCGGCCCUCACCCUCCACCAAUGACUUCAACUGGGACAGGAAACUGCCCGUCAGACCCAGUAGCACAGGUGCCAUGCACCGUAAAGCUAGCUUGCACAACGCUACUUCCGACUCAGAUCUCAUUCGGCUCCGGACCUCAGUUCAGGGCCCCCGAAUAUCACACAACUUAAUGGAUAUGAAACCGGAUCCCUUAAUCGCUGUUCCACCUGGUGAGAUUGACAUCAUUGCCCCGGGCAAACUAAUAGACCGGACCCAUAAUGUGACCGAGAAAGUCACUCAGGUGCUGUCUCUAGGUGCAGAUGUCCUCCCUGAGUAUAAGCUCCAGGCUCCCCGAAUCCACAAAUGGACCAUUUUACACUACAGCCCCUUCAAGGCAGUCUGGGACUGGGUCAUCUUGCUGCUGGUCAUCUAUACGGCAAUCUUCACACCUUAUUCGGCUGCAUUCCUGCUCAGCGACGAGGAAGAGGCUGCCAUGCAGCGCUGUGGCUACUCUUGCAGUCCACUCAACGUGGUGGACCUCAUGGUGGAUAUCAUGUUCGUAGUGGACAUUGUGAUUAACUUUCGCACAACCUACGUGAAUAGCAACGAUGAAGUGGUCAGCCAGCCCGGCCGAAUAGCCAUCCACUAUUUUAAAGGCUGGUUCCUCAUUGACAUGGUGGCUGCCAUUCCUUUCGACUUGCUCAUUUAUCGCUCCGUAGAAGAUACAACGAUUCUGAUUGGCCUACUGAAGACUGCUCGACUGUUGCGAUUAGUGCGUGUGGCACGUAAACUCGAUCGCUACUCCGAGUAUGGAGCCGCGGUGCUCUUUCUUCUCAUGUGCACCUUUGCACUAAUUGCCCACUGGCUGGCCUGCAUCUGGUAUGCUAUUGGGAAUGUGGAAAGGAGCGGCCCGUCUCGGAUUGGUUGGCUUGAUUCUUUGGGGGAACAGCUUGGGAAGCCGUAUAAUAUCACAAAUCCUUCAUCAGGACCCUCUAUUAAAGAUAAAUAUGUCACUGCCCUGUACUUCACCUUCAGCAGCCUCACCGGUGUGGGCUUUGGAAAUGUCUCCCCAAACACCAACUCUGAGAAGAUCUUUACCAUCUGUGUCAUGCUCAUUGGAGCGCUGAUGUAUGCUAGCAUAUUUGGAAAUGUGUCAGCCAUCAUCCAGAGGCUGUACUCUGGCACCGCACGUUACCACACUCAGAUGCUACGGGUUCGGGAGUUCAUCCGUUUCCACCAGAUCCCCAACCCACUCAGGCAAAAACUGGAGGAGUAUUUUCAGCAUGCUUGGUCCUACACUAACGGCAUUGACAUGAAUGCUGUGCUGAAGGGGUUCCCAGAGUGCUUACAGGCAGACAUCUGUUUGCAUCUGAAUCGUACAUUGCUACAGAACUGUAAAGCUUUCAAGGGCUCCAGUAAAGGUUGCUUACGUGCUUUGGCUAUGAAGUUCAAGACUACACAUGCUCCACCAGGAGACACCUUGGUCCACGCUGGUGAUGUGAUUUCAGCGCUAUACUUCAUUUCUCGUGGCUCCAUUGAGAUCUUAAAGGGAGAUGUGGUAGUGGCCAUUUUAGGCAAGAACGAUAUAUUUGGAGAGCCCAUUAAUUUAUAUGCACGUCCUGGAAAGUCAAGGUCUGAUGUGAGAGCACUGACGUACUGUGACCUGCAUAAAAUCCACAGAGAUGAUAUAGUGGAGGUCUUGGACAUGUAUCCAGAGUUCUCAGACUACUUCUGGAGCAAUCUGGAGAUUACCUUUAACUUGAGAGAUACUAACACUAAAGCUGGGUCAAUGAGCAGUGACCCUGACGAUUCUGACCAUGGCUGUCUUGACCAUCACACACGAAGAGCAAAGCUUUUCUUCAAGCCCAAACGAAACUCUAUCCCACAAGUAGCAGAUACAGAGAAGACGGAAGAAAAACUCAAUAGGACGACUUUCAGAACACAGAAUUUAAGCAAGCAGCACGAGGACAGACAAACUGCUCAUCGGGACUCAGACAUUUUUGCCUCCAAGUCCAGCAGUGAUGAAGAGGAAGAGACUCUGCAGUCCACUGCAAUAGUAGACUGCUCUCAGAGCCAUUUCACUAGUAUCAGCAAUGCUAACAGUGACAUGAACCACAACAGCAGUAACUCUUUUAAUGCACUGUCAGGAGCUCUUUCGGGGGUUUCUAACAUCUUCAGCUUUUGGGGGGACAGUCGUGGCCAUCAGUACCAGGAAGUACCCAGCCACAGUAUGUCUUUACCCUCAUCUUCAGUGCCCUCCAAUACUGUCCUGCACAGUGUUACCCAUCGUCAUUGCACUGAGGUAGAGAAUAGACUGGAAAUGAUGCAGAGACAGCUCCACAGAUUGGAGAAGCGCAUGUCAACAGACAUGGGGGCCAUAAUGCACUUGCUUCAGAGGCAGAUGGUGUUGGUUCCACCGGCCUACAGCUCUGUGACGUCCCCUAUAGAAGCAUCUUCAAAUCCACCCAAACUAGGCAAGAAACUGGUCCAUCCUGUCAACCUUUUGGAGACGGAAACGCCAGCCAUUCUCUCUUGAGAUACUUGAUCCCCACGAAUUUGCUGACAGUCCCAUAAAGUCCAGUGAAAGUCUGUCAGGGGCAAUGGAGCUCCAGCUCU